Molecule: messenger RNA, 1026 nt
Organism: Globicephala melas (long-finned pilot whale)
Lineage: Eukaryota; Metazoa; Chordata; Mammalia; Artiodactyla; Delphinidae
Product: annexin A8
Biological process (GO): negative regulation of serine-type endopeptidase activity; endosome organization; endosomal transport
Cellular component (GO): sarcolemma; cytoplasm
Molecular function (GO): calcium-dependent phospholipid binding; calcium ion binding
Source: RefSeq, a predicted model, not a curated record
CAUCUUCAUCUCCCUGACGAAAGGCACGCUGAGGUAAACCAGAUGGCCUGGUGGAAAGCCUGGAUUGAACAGAAGGGUGUCUCGGUGAAGAGCAGUCGCCACUUCAACCCAGACCCCGAUGCAGAGACCCUCUACAAAGCUAUGAAGGGGAUCGGGACCAACGAGCAGGCCAUCAUUGAUGUGCUCACACAGAGAAGCAACGCACAGAGGCAGCAGAUCGCCAAGUCCUUCAUGGCUCAGUUUGGCAAGGAUCUCAUCGAGACGCUGAAGUCGGAGCUGAGCGCCGAGUUCGAGAGGCUCAUCAUAGCCCUCAUGUACCCUCCAUACAGAUACGAAGCCAAGGAGCUGUACGACGCCAUGAAGGGCUUAGGAACCAGAGAGGGCGUCAUCAUCGAAAUCCUGGCUUCUCGGACCAAGAACGAGCUGCAGGAGAUAAUGAAGGCAUAUGAGGAGGACUAUUGGUCCAGCCUGGAGGAAGACAUCCAAGCAGACACCAGCGGCUACCUGGAGAGGAUCCUGGUGUGCCUCCUGCAGGGCAGCAGAGAUGACUUGUGUGGCUUCGUGGACCCAGGACUGGCCCUGCAAGAUGCACAGGAUCUCUACGCAGCGGGUGAGAAGAUUUGUGGGACUGAUGAGAUGAAAUUCAUCACCAUCCUGUGCACGCGCAGUGCCACACACCUGAUGAGAGUGUUUGAGGACUAUGAGAAAAUGGCCAGCAAGAGCAUUGAGGACAGCAUCAAGAGUGAGACCCACGGCUCACUGGAGGAGGCCAUGCUCACAGUGGUGAAAUGCACCCGGAACCUCCACAGCUACUUUGCAGAGCGCCUCUACUAUGCCAUGAAGGGAGCUGGAACUCACGAUGGGACCCUGAUAAGAAUCAUCGUUUCGAGGAGUGAGAUUGACUUAAAUCUCAUCAAGUGUCGGUUCAAGGAGAUGUACGGCAAGACCCUCAGCAGCAUGAUCGUGGAAGACACAAGCAGCGACUACAAGAAUGCCCUGCUGAACCUGGUGGGCAGUGACCCCUGA